UGCAGCAGUUGCUGUUCGUAUCUUUCGAGGGAAAGAUAGAUCAGGUUCUCGACACUUGGCUUAGCUAAUUGAAACAACAAACAUUUACUGUAUAAAAUAUAACAACAGAUAGUAUUCAACUACAUUCCAUUUAAAUAACGUGGCGGAAAACUCAAACGAAAGUAAAAGCGAUAAAAAAAAAUAAUUUGCAAUACUUGAGUCUAAGUUUACCUACUCGACUGUUUGCAUAUGGUCAGGUCAGGAAACAAAUGCAAUAAAUUGUGAAUAAGUGCAAUUAUGUUUAUAUAAGAAGCUGACAUACAAAACCGAAGCACCAAAUCAGUUUUAUUUAUUAAGCAAAUUGAAAUUAAUUUAAAUCAAUUAAAAGUGUCGUAUUAACACAAAACAAUAUAAAAAUAUAUUGCAUAUCAAUUUUCAUUCUAAAUUGCUGAACUACUUCGUCUUCCCAGUGGACUUUGAGCGACAGUCAGAAAACAUUGUUUGCUUUGCAAAAUCACACUACUGCCUGCAAUAUCGACCUAAUUAUGUUAAGUAAAAUAUUUCGUGCUGUUAUAUUGGGUGCACCAGCCUCAGGCAAAGGUACUAUAUCAAAACGUAUUGUUGACAAAUUUGGCUUUGUACACAUAUCACCUGGUGAUAUUUUACGUUUGAAUGAAUUGAAUGGCACUGAAUUGGGUAAAAAAGCUAAAACUUACAUAGACCAAGGUAUAUUGGUGCCUGAUGAUCUGGUUAUUAAACUAGUUUCGGGUCGCAUAAACGAAGUGGGCAAUAAAUCGUACAUGUUAGAUGGUUUCCCACGUACUGUGGUUCAGGCUCGAAAACUUAAUACUAUUGAUAACAUAGAUGCUGUGCUGAAUUUAGAUGUACCACAUGAAGUUAUUAUAGAUCGUGUUAGAGGACGUUGGAUACACUUGCCAUCUGGACGCGUGUAUAAUAUAGGUUUUAACGAACCAAAAGUUCCCGGCAAAGAUGAUCUUACAGGUGAAAAGUUAGUACAAAGGGACGAUGAUCAACCCGAAGUUGUUGCUAAACGUUUGCAAGUUUAUGAAGAAAUGAUGAAACCUGUCUUGGAAUUUUAUAAACAACAUAAUUUAGUUACUAAUUUUAAAGGUAAUACCACAGCAGAAAUAUGGCCGCAAGUUGAAAAAUUUUUACAAGACAAAACUAAAACUGCUGUGGCACAUUGUGCAUAAAUAGAAAACCAAGUAAAUAAAAUAUUGAAUUAUGCUUCCUAAAGAACCAAUUCAUGCAUAAUUUUUACUAAGACACAUCAUGCAUUAUAAAAAUAUGAAUUAAAAUAUAUUUCAAGACUAACAGGAAAAAAUUAAAAAACAAUAACAUUGAGCACAAUACUGAAUAAUGUCUGAUUCUUAAUUCAACGCGUGAUAUUUUAUAAUAAUAAAUACAUUUUCUUUUCUAUAUGUAUACGAAAAUAAAUUUACUUUCAAUAAAAAGAUAA
Molecule: messenger RNA, 1459 nt
Organism: Teleopsis dalmanni
Lineage: Eukaryota; Metazoa; Arthropoda; Insecta; Diptera; Diopsidae
Gene: Ak3
Product: GTP:AMP phosphotransferase AK3, mitochondrial
Exons: 1
Coding region: 525-1193 (222 amino acids)
Biological process (GO): nucleobase-containing compound metabolic process
Cellular component (GO): mitochondrion; cytoplasm
Molecular function (GO): AMP kinase activity; ATP binding
Source: RefSeq, a predicted model, not a curated record